AUGAACAGCGAACCAGAGCUCAAACAGAGGUCUGUGGUGUCCUCGUUUAUCUACUCAAAUGCAGGAGAAAACAAAGUCGCUCUAUUCCGGCGAAGCGAGAAAGUCAGGACAUAUCAACACCACCUCGCUCCCAUCUCAGGCAGUAUAGAGAGUCAUGAAACGCCGGUAGCAGCGGCAUGGCGGGAGUUGAACGAGGAGACUACUCUCACCUCACGAGAUCUUGAUCUUUGGCGACAAGGAAAACCAUACACCUUUGCCGAUCCUUCUGUCGGUCGGCAAUGGACCAUUUUCCCGUUCCUAUUCCGACUCAAAGACCACCGUGAAGGUGGUUGUGGAGAGGAGGGUAUUCAAAUUGACUGGGAGCACGAAAGCUGGCAGUGGUUUGGUCUCGAUACAGUCAAGGAUGAUGAGAAACUCUUCGGUGUGCCACGUCUGAAAGACAGCCUGCGACGAGUCUGGUUUGAAGGUGAAAUGAACAAGCACGCUAGCAAGGCACUCACAGCAGGCCUGGCAGAACUGAAGGCAGAUCAUCAGAGUGGAUCGCACGAGCUGACCUCGAUUGCGCUCAAGGCCUUCCGAGACGUUAUCGUGCAGAUGAGCGAGGACAUUGACACAAAGUGGUGGGAAACUGCUCGCAUGGCUGCAUGGCAUUUGUGGAAGAAUGGACGAGAAAGCAUGGGGGCAGCGACCUUGAAUGCAUUUCUAGGAUUGUUCGCCGACAUGGAAGAGAUCGUAUAUGAGACCAAUGACAGCAAAGCCAAACGGGAACGCCUGCUGGCCUUGCUUGACCACCAUUUGGACAAGCGCAAACAAAUGCCUAUGCACAUCAAACGCUCCUUUGGGACCUAUCUUCAAUCCAACAUUCUGCCUACAGCAGAAUCACAGCCUCCGUCCUCUCUCAUUAUCCUCACCCUCUCAUCGAGCUCUACCAUCCGAGAUAGUAUCCUGGAAGCCUUCGCAUCCCUUCCAAUUCUUAACCUGGACCUUAGGAUCCUAGAAUCUCGUCCGCUUUGUGAAGGGGUCAAAAUGGCGUCUUCCAUCCUCUCUGCCUUUCAGUCAAAAUUUCCCUCAUCUUCCGAUCAACAUCUGAAACUAACUGUGUACACCGAUGCAUCCGCUGCCCUCGCCAGCAAGGAAGUGGACUUCGUCCUGCUUGGGGCCGACCAGAUCUCAGAUUUAGGCUCAGUGAGCAAUAAAACUGGAUCUCUGCCAACUGUUCUGAGUGCCAAACAUGUGUGUCCUGGUGCCAAAGUCUUGGUUCUCAGUGAGCUAGAGAAGGUGGCCGAGCCUGGCGCCGAUAGCAAUAAUAGCCCCGAAGAGAAUGAUCCAAAAGAGCUGUUGGGUUGUUGGGCGGACAGCGGCAUGAAAGGAGUCAAGAUCCUUACUGGAGGAAUUGAAGCGGCUGGUCGAGGCAACAUGAAUUACGCAGUUGAGGUUAAGAAUAUCUACUUCGAAUGGGUUCCGGCUGAACUCAUAGAUGCGUAUAUCUGUGAGGAGGGGACUUUGGACGCCACUGUUAUUAAAGAGAAGGCCCAAUGGGUAAAGCAGAAGGCGGACAAGUACUUUGGUCAACUCUAG
Penicillium robsamsonii is the source of this 1578-nucleotide messenger RNA. RefSeq names its product translation initiation factor eIF-2B subunit family protein. The coding region runs from base 1 to 1578 and encodes 525 amino acids. The record is from RefSeq and is a predicted model, not a curated record. The transcript is spliced from 2 exons. Gene Ontology annotation, molecular function: hydrolase activity; S-methyl-5-thioribose-1-phosphate isomerase activity. Lineage: Eukaryota; Fungi; Ascomycota; Eurotiomycetes; Eurotiales; Aspergillaceae.